UGUUACAAUUGGUGCGUCUGGAACAAGCGAGGGUCAUGCUCUGCACCUGACAACCCUUGGUAUUCACCCAACGGAGUUUAGCAAGAGGAAAACUUUGCCGUUUUUUCAAGAAGUUCCUUUUCGAGAUAGGCUACUGGCUACGGACUUAUACUACUAUUUUGAACCGAUAAGCAAUAUUUCUUUAACGCAGUUAAAACUGCAUCACCAAGGCGAAACGGCGACUUCAGUCGAUUACCUUUCUUUUCUUUGCUAUCCCAUGGAUAUUCACUGCAAAGCAGACCCCUUCUCGGCGAUGCACCGGCAUGGGGGUGUGAACCAGCUAGGCGGGGUGUUUGUGAACGGCAGACCCCUACCUGAUGUCGUGAGGCAGAGAAUUGUCGAGCUGGCGCACCAAGGGGUCAGGCCUUGUGACAUCUCCCGACAACUACGGGUCAGUCACGGCUGCGUCAGCAAAAUUCUCGGCAGGUACUAUGAGACCGGCAGUAUUAAACCUGGAGUUAUUGGAGGCUCCAAACCAAAGGUCGCAACUCCAAAAGUAGUGGAUAAAAUUGCAGACUACAAGCGACAGAAUCCUACUAUGUUCGCCUGGGAGAUUCGAGACCGACUCCUGGCUGAAGCUGUCUGCGACAAUGACACAGUCCCCAGCGUAUCAUCCAUCAACAGGAUUAUCCGCACCAAAGUCCAGCAACCGUUCCACCCCUCGCCUGACGGAUCGGUGACGCCGCUCUCCACGCCUGGACACACCAUAGUACCCAGCACGACGUCACCCCCGGUGACCAGUGCUUCCAACGACCCCGUGGGAUCCUACUCCAUCAACGGCAUUCUGGGCAUCCCUCGCUCCAACAGCGAAAAGAGGAAAAGAGAUGACGAGAGACAACUGAGAGGCUCGUCUGUGGAUGUUGACAACAACAUCAGUGGAGGCAUUUAG
Osmerus eperlanus (European smelt) is the source of this 928-nucleotide messenger RNA. It is a transcript of the gene pax2a, whose product is annotated as paired box 2a. Lineage: Eukaryota; Metazoa; Chordata; Actinopteri; Osmeriformes; Osmeridae. The coding region runs from base 257 to 928 and encodes 223 amino acids. Gene Ontology annotation, biological process: regulation of transcription by RNA polymerase II; anatomical structure development. The transcript has 6 exons. The record is from RefSeq and is a predicted model, not a curated record. Gene Ontology annotation, molecular function: DNA-binding transcription factor activity, RNA polymerase II-specific; RNA polymerase II cis-regulatory region sequence-specific DNA binding.